AAACGUACCAGUCUCGCCCAACAACGAAUUAAACGCCUGUCUGCUGUCUGUCUCUCGGCUCAGGUCAUGGAGUUUGCAGAGCUGAUAAAGACACCCCGGGUGGACGGUGUUGUUUUACAUCGGCCUUUUAUGCCCACUGUGGAGGGGACACUGUGUCUGACUGGUCAUCACCUGAUCCUGUCCUCCAGACAGGACAACACAGAGGAGCUGUGGCUGCUUCACUCAAACAUCGACUCAAUAGAGAAGAGAUUCGUAGGCUCUCUAGGAAGCAUCAUAGUGAGAUGCAAAGACCUUAGGGUGAUUCAGCUUGACAUCCCUGGCAUGGAGGAGUGCCUCAACAUUGCCAGCUCUGUUGAGGCUCUGUCCACACUUGACUCAGUCUCCUUGAUGUAUCCUUUCUUCUACCGGCCCAUGUUUGAAGUAAUUGAGGACGGCUGGAACUUAUUUCUCCCAGAGGACAUUUUUAAAGAUCUAGAGUCCAUGACUGAUGAGUGGAGACUAAGUGAAGUCAACAAGGACUUCAGCGUGUGUCCAUCAUACCCCCCUCUAGUGGCCGUGCCUAAAGAUGUUGACGAUGAGACGCUGAAGAAAGUAGCCACCUUCCGUCACAGUGGCCGUUUUCCAGUCUUGAGCUACUACCACAAGAAAAAUGGCAUGGUGAUGAUGCGAGCAGGGCAGCCUCUCACUGGCACUAAUGGAAGACGUUGUAAGGAAGACGAAAAGCUGAUAAAUGCCACCCUGCGGCCAGGCAAACGUGGCUACAUCAUCGACACGCGCACCAUCAAUGUUGCUCAGCAAGCAAAAGCUCGAGGUGGAGGAUUUGAGACAGAGGCAAACUACCCACAGUGGAGAAGGAUCCACAAGGCAAUAGAGAGGUCAAACAUCCUCCAGGAGAGCCUGAUAAAGCUUGUAGAGGCGUGUAAUGACCAGUCCCACAGUAUGGACCGCUGGUUAAGUAAAUUAGAGGCUUCCAACUGGCAGACUCAUGUCAAAGAGAUCCUCACAACGGCCUGCCUGGCUGCUCAGUGUAUUGACAGAGAGGGAGCAUCAGUACUUGUCCAUGGCACAGAGGGCACAGACUCCACUCUGCAGGUGACCUCUCUGGCUCAGAUCAUCCUUGAUCCUGCCUGCAGAACCAUCAGAGGAUUCCAGGGUUUGGUGGAGAGAGAAUGGCUCCAGGCGGGUCAUCCGUUCCAGCAGCGCUGCGCUCAGUCUGCCUACUCCAACAGCAAGCCUCGACAAGAGGCGCCUGUCUUCCUACUCUUCUUGGACUGUGUCUGGCAGAUCCUUCGCCAGUUUCCAUGCUCCUUUGAGUUCAGUGAGAGCUUUCUGGUUCUUCUGUUCGAACAUGCCUAUGCGUCUCAGUUUGGCACCUUCCUGGGUAACAGCACAGCUGAGAGAUCAAAACUGUCUCUGUCUGAGAAGACCGUGUCCCUCUGGUCGUGGGUUAAUCGGCCCCAAGAACUGGAGCGUUUGACCAACCCGCUUUACGAGCCCAACAGUCUUGUGAUCUGGCCCUCUGUGGCCCCUCAGAGCCUGCUUCUAUGGGAAGGAGUGUUUCUACGCUGGAACCGCUCCUCCAAGUGUUUUGACGAAGCCUAUGAGGAAAUGGUUCAUAUAAUUGAAUACAACAAGGAACUUCAGAACAAAGUAAACAGCCUGCGCAGGCAGCUGGCCGAGCUUGAAACUGAAGAUCCUCUGCUGCAGACGCCCUAGAGAGAGAAAGAGAGUGAGGAGGUGUGAAAGGAAACAAGCAGGUAGAAAGAGGUAGAAAAUGUGAAAUUAUAAACUUAUACACAAAAUGGUCAGUGUCAAACUAGUAUAAGGCUUUGCUUAGGUUUAACAUUUGCCUAGAUAUACAAUCCAAACAAAAAUCAUUUUGAGUAAUGGUUAUAACAUUUGCAAAUUUGAUUUCCUGCACUGACAGCAUAUUAAAUUCAACAACCAUAAUCCUGGCGUAACAUACAGAUUAUAUAACUAUAAAAAGGUUUGUUGUGUCCAUACUCUAAUAACCAGAUUGCACUCCGUCCCCCUUUAGCUGUCCUAGGCCUCAUGUCGUAUCACACUGUCUCAAAGAUUUUAAAGAUUACUGUACAUUUUGGGGCAUUGAUCUUGUUUAUAAAGUAGACAACCUACUUUGAAUGUUGAUUUACAGGGUACCACACGUUUUCCUCAUACAUCCUGCUGAAUAUAUAUAUGCCGCUGAGGCACUGCAGAGUAACUAUGGCAACAUAUAAGGUGCUAUAAGGCAGCAUGUGACUUUGCUGCACGUUGAGAUGACAUAAUCAGCGUAGGUAGGGUCAGCGCCUACUGUUCUGUUGAAUGAAAAAGGCGGAUGGUUUGACAAGGACCUGACCAGAAUAUAUUGAUUCUUCUCAUGUUUAUUGAAUGAUUACCAUACAUUCCAGUAUGUAAUGUAGCCAGAAGCAUAAAGAAAGAUUUAUUCAACACAAUGUUAUAUAAAGUUUCAGUUAGCCUGCCUGGUGAUGUUUGGUCAGUACAACCUGAUUGUGUAAAAUAGCUAAGAACAUGUCUGAGUGAUUGAUGCAGCAAAUAGAAGUUAAUGUGAUCAUGUCUUGCCUUUACAGAGUUGAUCACAUAGACUGCUGUCAGCUUAUAAAGUUAAAAUGUUUUAUUAAAGUGAGACGUUACUCUUAAGAGUCUUUUUAAUGAAAGAUAUAAUAGCUACCAUGUUUAAGAUCAUAAUAAAACAAAAUGCAUAUCUGCUUUUUUCAAGUUUACAUCCAAAUCUGAUGAAUCUCAUCUGAAAGGCAUUAACAUUAUCAGUAACAUAACCACAUAUAGAAUUGUUAAUCUUGUUAGCAUGUUUUGUUGUCAAAGUCAGCUGCUGGAGCUGUUUAAGAAAGUUAAAUAAUGAAACAGAUCCAGCAGAUGUAACUAAAGCUAGGUUGGUUCACAUACAGAGACACUGUGUCAUGGGAACAUUGACACCAGUGUCAGUGCCAGAGUCUCACACCCUAAGCUAAAAUUUUCCCAUCAGCCUUUGGCUCAAGUCCAGGAACUGCAAGGACACAUAAAAACAUAUCUGAACAUUUCUUAAAUCACCUGCAUCGUUUUUGCAUGCUAAAGCACAGUUUGUCUCCUGUAGCUCUCACAAGUAUUGCAUACUGUAGAGAAAGCUUUAUACAGCACUUUAAGUAAAAAUGUGGCAAGUUGGGGUACAACUAAAUCCAGCAUUCAUCCAUAUAGAUAACUGCUUGUUUUUCCUGUAAAGCUGUGUUUUAUCUUCUUGCUUCAUAUCAUCGUAUAUUUAUAAAAUUUGUAGCUUCAGAAUGAUUAAAUAAUCACACUAAACUGAACUGAUUCCUGCCACUACACUUAACUUUACAUAACAGGGGUAACUACAUAUAGCUGUACUGAAAACAUGUUUCACUUUUUCCAAAGGGACACAUUGCCAACUAUUAUUUGUGUGCAUGAAUAGAACAGUUACUUAAAUAAAAGUAAAAAUAUGAGUUGCAUACAUACAGAUGUCCUGUAUGUGCAUAGUGCAUUAUAAUAACUUUAAGUAAUCAUUGCUUUAAAAUCAAUGAAAGUCUGAGAGAUUGUCAGCAGAAGGGACAAUGAUGCUUCUGUCUGUUGUGUUAUCAGCUUUGUUCAAUGCCUUACUGCAGAAUGAAAAUAGUGCUAUUAUCACUGCUGUUCAGGUGUCUAUAAAAUUGUUAUUAAAAGUUUUUUUAAAGGUUUCAAGCCAUUAAAGAUUACAGCACAAAAUUUAUUAAUGUAUUGUUGUCCAUUGGUUCACCGGGUCUUCACACAUUCAGAUGCUGAUAUCAAUUACAUGCUCAUUACCUUUCUAGACAUUUCAUUGACCAUAA
Messenger RNA from Cheilinus undulatus (humphead wrasse), 3836 nucleotides. RefSeq names its product myotubularin related protein 9 (gene mtmr9). Gene Ontology annotation, biological process: negative regulation of autophagy. Bases 67 to 1716 code for a protein of 549 amino acids. NCBI's taxonomy places the organism in Eukaryota, Metazoa, Chordata, Actinopteri, Labriformes, Labridae. The transcript is spliced from 11 exons. The record is from RefSeq and is a predicted model, not a curated record.